CGCUGCGGAGCCUCCUUCCCGCUUCCCCCCGCCGCUCUCGGCCCGGGCCGCCUGCCCGCCCUCUCCCCCGCCCCGGAGAGCCGCGGCCGCGCCGAGAGCCGCCAAGAUGGCGUCCGCCCUGGAGCAGUUCGUCAACAGCGUCCGGCAGCUCUCGGCACAAGGGCAAAUGACCCAGCUUUGUGAAUUGAUCAAUAAAAGCGGGGAACUGCUAGCAAAAAAUCUCUCCCAUCUGGAUACAGUGCUUGGUGCCCUGGAUGUGCAAGAACACUCCUUAGGGGUUCUUGCGGUUUUGUUUGUGAAGUUUUCUAUGCCAAGUGUCCCUGAUUUCGAAACAUUAUUCUCGCAGGUCCAGCUUUUUAUCAGCACUUGUAAUGGGGAGCACAUUAGAUAUGCAACAGACACUUUUGCUGGCCUCUGCCACCAGUUAACAAAUGCCCUUGUGGAAAGAAAACAGCCCCUGCGAGGAAUUGGCAUUCUCAGACAAGCCAUAGACAAGAUGCAGAUGAACACAAACCAGCUGACCUCAAUACAUGCAGAUCUCUGCCAGCUCUGUUUGUUAGCAAAAUGCUUUAAACCUGCCCUCCCAUAUCUAGAUGUGGACAUGAUGGAUAUUUGUAAAGAGAAUGGGGCAUAUGAUGCAAAGCACUUUUUAUGUUACUACUACUAUGGUGGGAUGAUAUACACUGGGCUAAAGAACUUUGAAAGAGCGCUCUACUUUUACGAACAGGCAAUAACUACUCCAGCCAUGGCAGUCAGUCAUAUUAUGUUGGAAUCGUAUAAAAAGUACAUUUUAGUUUCUUUGAUACUACUUGGCAAAGUUCAACAGCUACCGAAGUACACCUCUCAGAUAGUGGGUAGAUUCAUUAAGCCCCUUAGUAAUGCAUACCAUGAAUUAGCACAAGUUUAUUCAACCAAUAAACCAUCGGAGCUCCGAAACUUGGUCAACAAACAUAGUGAAACAUUCACCAGAGAUAACAAUAUGGGGCUGGUUAAGCAGUGCUUGUCAUCUCUUUAUAAAAAGAAUAUACAGAGGUUAACCAAGACAUUUUUAACCCUGUCAUUACAAGAUAUGGCAAGUAGAGUGCAGCUAUCGGGGCCGCAGGAAGCAGAAAAAUACGUCCUUCACAUGAUAGAAGAUGGUGAAAUCUUUGCAAGUAUUAAUCAGAAAGAUGGUAUGGUCUGUUUCCAUGAUAAUCCUGAAAAAUACAACAAUCCGGCUAUGCUUCAUAACAUUGAUCAGGAGAUGCUGAAAUGUAUAGAGCUUGACGAACGACUGAAAGCCAUGGAUCAAGAGAUCACUGUGAACCCUCAGUUUGUGCAGAAGAGUAUGGGCUCUCAAGAAGAUGAUUCAGGAAGCAAACCUUCAAGUUAUUCUUGAAAUUAACAUUGGCCACUAUUCUGUUUUAAAGUAAAAGCUAAAGAAAACCACCUUUUGGACUGGGCAUUGAAAAGUCCUAUGAAGAGAGCAGAGAGAACUGAGGCUUUCACCUGGACAUUUAGAAAAUAAAAUGACACCUUCUCAGUACUGUAUGAUUUCAAAAAUAUUCUCUGCAAAGAAAGGAAAUCUCAAAGAAAUUUUAAAGUCUGUUGUGGAUUUAUUUAUCUUCAGAUUAACAUCGUUAAUGCAUUAAAUAAUCUUCCUUUUGUUUUAAAUGGUUUGAAUGUUGCUGUUUCUGUAGCAGUCCUUUUUCCUCUCCUACAAAAUUUGUUUAAAGUGUGUUUGUUCAUGGAAGAAUACAAACAAGUAUGGGUCACUUAUACAAAACAAUUAUUAGUUCAUUAUUUGAAAGCAUUUUGGACUCGGUUUGCUCUAUAAAUACAGAUUUAUUUAUCAUAUGUAUAGAAAAAAUAAUUUACUUUAUUUAAGAGUAACAAUUUUUGUAAAUUUACAUUCUAUCCCUACCCAAUCCAGCUGGCAGCUGUCUAUUAAGUGAUUAAAUAUAAACCCUCUUCAUCCCAAAAGGCUGAGAAUAUUAUCAUAGCAUUCCCGUGCUGGUAUGGAAUUAGAAUGUGGCAUUAGCUGGCUCUGCUGUAGAGCGCAAAAGGCUGUAGGGUCCUCUAUAUAUGACAACUACUUAUUUUAUGCCAGUAAUUUAAAAACCGAUGAUAUAAUUAAUGUCCUUCAAUAUUAAUGGGAUAUUCUUGCAAUCAGAUGAAAAUUUUCUAGAGCUAAACAAAAAGGUAUCUUUAAAACCUGGAUCUUGUGGGGCAAGACGGAGGUGAAGUCCAGUUUGUAUUGAAAAGAACUCUAGUGGCUCAAGACAACACAACCUGACAUAAAGGGGCUUUUAAAACAGCCUGGAACUUGGCUGUAUGUGAAUUCCGUUUAAGUACAAGGGUACUAUAGAGCUACUCUUGAGGCUUACCUCUCUGUGGCACUUUUAAUACACUACUAAUAUAAAAGCAGACAUAUCCUAUGGAGGUAACGUAUGCUGGAAUAGUGUUCUGCAGUUUGAAAUCCAAGGAUUCAUUUCAACCAUAGAUGCCUUGUUGAAUUAUUUAAGUAGCUUACCCAUUGAAUCAACAGGUUGGCUGUUUGUUUUGUAGUUUUUGUAUAUCUGAAACGUCUGACUGUUAACAGAGCACUUUUGAAACAGUCGCCGUCACUGCUGCCUUCCUGCUGUCAAUCAGAAACUUGUCACUGAGUCAGAUUUUUCAGAAUUGCUCAGCAUCCCACAGCGCCCACUUACGUAUCUCCAUGGGAGCUGAGCACCACUGAAGGCCCUGUGGCUAUAGAGCACCUGUGCUUCUAACGCUGAUAUUGGGACCUGUUUUAAAGAGCUCUAAAUCUAGCAGAGCCUUCCUUGACAGAGGUAUGCCCUCUCCAGUAAAAGGAAAAACGAUGUGCAAGCUCGUCUGUAGCUGGUGUAUGAGUGUUUAAAACCAUUUCCCCUAAACGGCUUGCUCCAUUAUUUUGUAUGUCUGCCCAGCCAAACAAACAAACAAAACCCCUACAACAGCAAAUCUCAGAGCCCAGGUCUAUAGAUUCGGGCUCAUGCUACAGCGCUAAAAAUAGCUGUCUCGAUGUUCCGGCUUGAGCUGUGAAAUCCACCCCCCUCAGUAGACUUCAGCAGCCCCAACCAGAACAUCUGCACAGCUGUUUUUAGCAUCGAGCCCAGGUAUAUAGACUGGGUCCCGAGACUCACUGCAGCAGGGUCUAUUUUUUUCCUGUGUAGACUCAUCCUUGGAUGUGCUGCAUCCCAUCAUAAAACAGCUUCUAUCUUGAAGGCAGCUUUCACACCUAACCUUACAGCGAGUCCUUGUCUUUCAUAACUUGCCUUGCCACAAAUUGUAAAGAUUUGUGAUUUUAAGUCUUAGACUCAGAUUUUUAAAGACAUUUGGACAUGAUGGCACUCAGCCUUGCAAUGCCUAAACUGAGUUAGGAGCCUACAUCUCGCUUUCAAAAGGGCUUUAUGCACUUGAAUCCAAAUGGGAUUUGGGCUUCUAAAUUGAACACUGCUACACCUAAAUAUGUUUACAAAUCUGGGCCUUGCUCCUUCCAACCUUCUCUCCUGUUUAAUCCUGCGGUGAUUUAAAAUGCUGAAUGUGCUAUCCUGUUUGGUGCUCUAGAAAUAUCUUAAAGAGUGGUAGAACUGCAGGUUCAAGUGUGAAGCUGGGUUGUGAAAGAGUCCUUCACUAUGUGCAGCCACUACACAACAGAUACAGAAAAUGGCUAACCACAAACUGCAGCUUAUACAUAGAAGAAUCAUU
Molecule: messenger RNA, 3711 nt
Organism: Trachemys scripta elegans
Lineage: Eukaryota; Metazoa; Chordata; Testudines; Emydidae
Gene: COPS3
Product: COP9 signalosome subunit 3
Exons: 12
Coding region: 107-1378 (423 amino acids)
Biological process (GO): ubiquitin-dependent protein catabolic process
Cellular component (GO): COP9 signalosome
Source: RefSeq, a predicted model, not a curated record